AUGACGUCGUUAAAGCAGAAACAAAUAAAUGCAAUCAAGCAAAUGUUGAAUUUGAAUCAACCCCAGACGAAGUUAACAGCCUCUGAGCCGGUGUGGAAGGUUUUGAUAUACGACCGAGUAGGCCAGGACAUUAUAUCGCCUUUAAUUUCAGUGAGGGAACUGCGGGAAUUAGGAGUAACGUUGUUUGUCCAAUUGCAUUCGGAACGAGAUCCUAUUCCAGAGGUUCCGGCCAUAUACUUUUGUGUUCCGUCGGAUGAAAAUUUGGGCAGGAUUAGCCAGGAUUUCCAACGAGGAGUGUACGAUGUGUACCACUUGAAUUUCAUUUCUCCCAUAUCCCGACAGAAAUUAGAAGACUUGGCCUCUGCAUCUAUAACAGCCAAUUGUGUCACCAACAUUCAUAAAGUGUAUGAUCAGUACAUAAAUUUCAUUUCGUUAGAAGAUGAUAUGUUUGUUUUAAAACACCAAAACAGCGAUAUUAUAUCGUAUUACAGUAUAAAUAAAGGAGACAUCAAAGACACGGAAAUGGAUUCGAUCAUCAACAACAUCGUCGAAAGUCUCUUCUCCGUAUUCGUUACCUCAGGAACGGUACCUAUUAUUAGAAGCCCCAAAGGCAACGCGGCCGAAAUGGUGGCGAAGCAACUGGACAAAAAGUUGAGGGAAAACCUCUUCGACACCAGGAACAAUUUGUUCGUAUCGGACACCCAAUCGGGCAACUUCAAUUUCCAACGACCGCUGUUGAUAAUCCUCGAUAGAAACGUCGACAUGGCGACGCCCUUGCAUCACACUUGGACCUACCAGGCGCUCGCCCACGAUUUGCUCGAUCUGGCCUUGAACCGGGUGGUUAUCGAGGAAUCCCUUCCCACCGGAGGCGCUAGAGCGAAGAGCCGCACGUGCGAAUUGGACACUUCGGAUAAAUUCUGGUCGACGCAUAAAGGUAGUCCUUUUCCCACGGUGGCCGAGGCCAUACAGGAGGAGCUCGAGCAGUACAAAUCAUCCGAAGAGGAGGUGAAGAAAUUGAAGAGUUCGAUGGGUAUCGAAGGGGAAAGCGAUUCGGCUAUAGCGAUGGUGUCCGAUAACACGGCUAAAAUCACAUCGGCGGUAAAUUCGUUGCCUCAGUUGAUAGAGAAGAAACGGUUGAUAGAUAUGCACACUUCUGUGGCUACUUCUUUGUUGAAUUUCAUCAAAUUUAGAAAACUCGAUACGUUCUUUGAGCUGGAGGAGAAGAUCAUGAGCAAGGCGCAGGCUUUGGAGAAGUCCCUCUUGGAUAUACUGACGGAUCCUUCAGCGGGCGAUCCCGACGACAAAUUGCGAUUGUUUAUAAUAUUUUUCAUUUGCAUUUCGGACAUGUCGGAGCAGGAGCUUCGGAAAUACGAGGCGGCUCUCACCGAAGCGGGCUGCGAUCUGUCGCCGCUUGCUUACAUCAAAAGAUGGAAGAGUUAUAGUAAAAUGACGACGAGCAGCGUAAUCAAUCAAUACGAAGGAGCCGGUACUAAAACAGUCAGUAUGUUCUCCAAAUUGGUGUCUCAGGGCUCGAAUUUCGUCAUGGAAGGUGUUAAAAAUUUAGUUAUCAAAAGACACAAUCUCCCCGUAACGAAAAUCGUGGAUAGUCUGAUGGAAUUUAAAAACGCCAGCGAAGUGGAGGAGUAUCUUUAUUUGGAUCCGAAGCAGCUGAAACUUACGGAGAUGCCGAGGAAUCGAUCGCCCUUUCAGGAAGCUAUCGUUUUCGUUGUAGGCGGUGGAAAUUAUAUUGAAUAUCAGAAUUUGGUGGAUUAUGCAAAGGCUAAAACGUCGGCUGGGAAUUCGAAACGGAUAACAUACGGAUCUACAACGCUAAAUAAUGCCAAACAAUUUUUGAAACAGUUGGCUCUCCUAGGACAAGAAUUAUAA
Messenger RNA from Phyllotreta striolata, 1887 nucleotides. Lineage: Eukaryota; Metazoa; Arthropoda; Insecta; Coleoptera; Chrysomelidae. The record is from the annotation of a GenBank genome assembly.